Messenger RNA from Eimeria mitis, 330 nucleotides. RefSeq lists its product as uncharacterized. The transcript is spliced from 4 exons. The coding region runs from base 1 to 330 and encodes 109 amino acids. NCBI's taxonomy places the organism in Eukaryota, Apicomplexa, Conoidasida, Eucoccidiorida, Eimeriidae. The record is from RefSeq and is a predicted model, not a curated record.
AUGUCCCUCUUAAACGUCAUCCGCGGCGAGGCAGAUCCUAUGCAGGUUCAUAAGAGCCUGCAGCGCAUCCGCGAGCGGCAGCUGCUGCAGUUCAUCCGCUGGGCCCCCGCCUCUCCCCAGGUUGUGUUGGCCCGGGCUUCUCCAUUCAACCCGCAGAAGCACAAGUGCGCGGGCUUGAUGCUAGCGAACCACACGGCUAUUACAAGUGUCUCCACUUCUCUCCGCCGCGGUCUGUACAUGUCCCUCUUAAACGUUAUCCGCGGCGAGGCAGAUCCUAUGCAGUACGACCGCCUCUUCAAGCGCAAGGCCUUCCUUGACAACUACAAGUAA